CGCUCUUAUAGCGAGCGGCAGAGCGAGGGAAGGGGGGUCGGCGGCGCCCGUAGCUCCUGACGCCUUGUGCUCCUCGCCCUCGCCGGCUUCCUUCCCUGUCACCCUUCUCCGCUGUUGACGCCGCAGCAGGACGGUGGCUCCAUGGCGAUGAACUACAGCGCGAAGGAGGAGGCGGACGGGCACCCGUCGGGCGUCCUCGGGUCGAUGCCAGGAGGCAGCGGCGUCGGCGGGGCGGCCGGGGGCGCGGGCGCCGGGGCGGCCGGGGGCGCCUCCAAGAGCCGCAAGCCCGACAACACGGCCUUCAAGCAGCAGCGCCUGCCGGCCUGGCAGCCCAUCCUGACCGCCGGCACCGUCCUGCCCGCCUUCUUCGUCAUCGGCCUCAUCUUCAUCCCCAUCGGCAUCGGCAUCUUCGUCACCUCCAACAACAUCCGCGAGUACGAGAUUGAUUAUACUGGAACAGAACCAGGCAGUCCCUGUAAUAAGUGUUUAAAUGUAUCAUGGAACAGCACACCUUGCCAUUGCACCAUUUACUUCACGUUGGAGCAGCCAUUUGAGAGCAAUGUGUUCAUGUAUUAUGGACUAUCCAACUUUUAUCAAAACCAUCGUCGAUAUGUAAAGUCUCGUGAUGAUAGCCAGCUAAAUGGAGAUAAUAGUUCUUUAUUUAACCCAAGUAAAGAGUGUGAGCCUUAUCGUACCAGUGAGGAAAAGCCCAUUGCGCCUUGUGGCGCCAUUGCCAACAGCAUGUUCAAUGAUACAUUGACAUUGUUUCGCAUUGAACCUAAUGAAAAUAACCCUGUACCUAUUCAUUUGACUAAAAAGGGUAUUGCGUGGUGGACAGACAAAAAUGUCAAGUUCAGGAAUCCUACUGGAGAUACAAAAAACUUGACAGUACUUUUUCAAGGCACAUCAAAGCCGGUCAACUGGCGGAAACCAGUGUAUAUGCUAGAUUCAGAUGCAGAUAACAAUGGCUUCAUCAAUGAAGACUUUAUUGUGUGGAUGCGUACUGCAGCAUUGCCUACAUUUCGUAAGUUAUAUCGCCUUAUAGAGAGGCAGGAUAACUUACAUCCCACUCUGCCAGCUGGAAACUAUUCCUUGGAAAUAGCAUACAAUUAUCCUGUGCAUAGCUUUGACGGGCGAAAACGGAUGAUCCUGAGCACCAUUUCAUGGAUGGGAGGCAAAAAUCCCUUUCUGGGAAUAGCCUAUAUAACAGUUGGCUCCAUUUGCUUUUUUCUCGGAGUAGUGCUGCUUAUCAUUCAUCACAAGUACGGGAAUCGGAACAACAGUGCAGAUAUUCCCAAUUAGUCCCACCUCUUCAGACCUCACGUACUGCAUGUGCAUCAAGGCCAGUCCAGAGCAGACACAGCUUUCGAAAGCUCUAAUCCUGGAAAACAUUGCUUCUGAGAGAGAAUGCAUUAGUAUAUCUGAAGCCUUUGCUCCCCAAACAGUGGAUUAACAUGAAGAUAAUGACUAGAAAAGAUACCUGUGUACAGUGUGGACUAGAGGAGAUUGGAGGUUUGAUUCUCUUGCUGGAUGGGUGCCAUGAUGUGCAUUUAGUCUUUCCUUGCAUAAUGCAUCUGCUGCUUGUUGGUGUGCUUUGUACUAGGUCAAUACUGUGUAAAGAUUCUUAGGUGAGAAUGUGUUAUGGUACAGUAGCUUAGCCUUCCCUAACCUGAUGCUGUCCAAACAUUUUGGACUUCAGCUGCCAUCUGCCCUGGCCAGCAUGGCCAGUGAUCCAGAGAGCUAGGAGUUGUGACCCAAAUAGACAGAGUACCAGGUUGGGGAAGACUGAAGGAGCUUGUUAAUAUUUAAGAUGGAAGGCAUGCUGAUGCUGUUGAAAGGAAAAUAGGCCUAUCCACCAUUUUGUCACACAAGGCAUUGUGAGCAUGGGCUUUGUAUUCCCUGCUGAAAUACUUGCUACAUUACAAUUGUACAAUUCUGCAUUGAGCCCAGCUACAUGUUUGAAGUUCACAUACGUUCCAGCAAGUGUUCGGCAUGUGAACUUUUGCAACAAAAAAGCAUUCUGGUUGACCAGUGACUUUAAAAACUGCUUUCCACGUGGAAAUAACUGCUACGUAUCAAGCUGUUGCUUUGAUUUCUGUGUGCUGUUCUGUCUUAUGCCCAGCACCUUGCGUAAUCUGAAUUUCUCAGCAUGUCUUCUGUGGAAAUGGAGGGGUUAUGCUCCUAAGCCAGGCACAGCUGAAUGUGUCAGUACAGAAACUUCACCCCCUCUGGUUAAAAGCAAAGCUUUUAAUAAUUUAUUUUAAUAUUCCUAAUUGGGAAGAAGCAUUAAACUUGCUUCAGAAGGUGUUCCAGCAACUUAAGCUCUUGAGUCCUCAAAUGUAACUCGGUUUGCCAUAAAGAGUAAGCUAAAAGUUGAUGUAAUGGGAUAAGUGGGGAAUUUUGCAUUUUGCAGAUUUUCAGUCAAAUCUGUCUAGAUUGUAAGAACCCUAGUCUAAGGAUUUAAAAAUUAUACAAAGUUGCUAUGUACAUGGAAGUUACUUUACAUGAUAUUGGUUUGUCAUUCUGAAUGUUUGUGGUUUAAUAAAUUCAGUCAUUUGUUUAUGAAACGA
Messenger RNA from Varanus komodoensis (Komodo dragon), 2570 nucleotides. It is a transcript of the gene CDC50A, whose product is annotated as transmembrane protein 30A. Gene Ontology annotation, biological process: phospholipid translocation. The coding region runs from base 142 to 1302 and encodes 386 amino acids. The record is from RefSeq and is a predicted model, not a curated record. Lineage: Eukaryota; Metazoa; Chordata; Lepidosauria; Squamata; Varanidae. Gene Ontology annotation, cellular component: Golgi apparatus; endoplasmic reticulum; plasma membrane. The transcript is spliced from 7 exons.